AUGGCCCGUGGAGCACGUAAAAGCCACGCUGUGAGUGCGUUAGUACGCGCUGAAGACGCUGCUGAGGAUGAAAUCCUUGAGACACCAGUGCUUAGUUCAUCUGUUGUUACUGUCAGUAAUGUAGAGAGUGACAUCGAGGAAGACCCGGAGGCUGCAGCGGAAGCAGAGAUUGAACGUCGUCUAGUAGCUCAGGCGCAGAAUAAAGCCGAAGACAAGACACAGGACGAGAGGAAGGGCGUCUAUAACUCCGAAGCAUUAUUGUCUCUUGUCAAGGACUGGAAUACUAAACAAUUGCCAUGGAUUGAGACGCUCGAGACGUGUGUCAUUCCAUUGGAGCUAGACAAUGUUCAUGAUGAUCUAAAGCGAGAAGUAGCUUUUUAUACCAAUACAUUGGCUAUGGUACGUCUAGCAAAGGAACAAUUGAAGAAGAAUCAGGUGGUCUAUAAACGACCUGAUGAUUAUUUUGCAGAAAUGCUGAAAAGUGAUGCACAUAUGGCCAAAGUCAAGGAUAAACUCAUUUAUGAACAAAAAAAGAUUACAGCAGUAGAAGAACGUAAAAAGUCACAAGCUCAUCGUAAGGUUGCAAAAGAGAUUCAAGCCGAGAAGAUCAAGGAACGUAAUCAUCAGAAAAAAGAGACACUUGAGGCAGUGAAACAAUGGAAAAAACGAAAAGGAAAUAAUGACAAACGACGUGGUCUCGAGGAGAAUCAAGAUGAAGAACUUGACUUGAUUGUGAAUGGAAAGCGAAAACAUGCGGGUGGAGAGCGUGAUGGUGGUAUGAAGAAACCACGCAUGAACACGGCUCGGGUAGCCAAAGAUGCUAAAUUUGGCUUUGGUGGUAAGCGACGCCACGCAAAAAGCAAUUCGAAGGAAAGCACGAAUGAUAUGUCGGGCUUUCCAGGAGCGCGGAAGAAGAGCAAGGUAAAGAGUCCGGCUGCAUCGAAAGGUGGUAGACGUGCUGGUAAGGCUCAGCGUACCAAUCAACGCAACAAGAAUCGACGGUGA
Messenger RNA from Peronospora belbahrii, 1005 nucleotides. NCBI's taxonomy places the organism in Eukaryota, Oomycota, Peronosporomycetes, Peronosporales, Peronosporaceae. The record is from the annotation of a GenBank genome assembly.